CUCCCGCUGCUGCGCCAGGCUAAGGGGUGGCUUGUGCUGGCUCCUUGCGCAGGACUGGCGUGUGCAGCAGGCAAAGGACCGAGGAAUGCGCCGAGUCCCGGUCCCCCUCCUCCCCUUGCCGCUGGAGCGGUGCAUUGUGGAGGGAGCCCGCGUCCCGCCGCCGCUGAGGAAGCCUCCUGCCCUCGGGAAGCGCCUCGGCUGGGAGCUGUCCAAGGUGCCGGGGCCCCUGCGACACCCCCGCCCGCUCCUGCGCCCCGGCCCUCUCGCCUCCUCCCGCCCUGUCCGCGGCGCCCGGCCGGAGACGAGCAUGGUGUUUGCUCCAGGUGAGAAAUCUGGAAAUGAACAAGAAGAAGUUGCGCUGCAGAAUGCCAGCAAACAGAUUGUGCAAACUGCCAUCCUGCAGGCCGUUCAGCAAGUUUCUCGGGAGAGCCAACAAAAGGAGAAGAGAGUAAACAGCAGUGUGAGUCUGCAGUUAGAAAGAGGGGAAUUAACCAAGAAGCAUGAAAAGAAGUAAAAGAGUGAACUACUUGUUUUGGUCCUCCAGUUGGCAGUAUCUCCAGCUUUCCUCUUAGUAUCAGCUGUGUUGCCAGUGCAAUGUUACUACUGUAAAGCAAACCAAAGUAUAAUCAGCACCUAGACAUAGAGUAAAGCUGCAAUAGUCCUCAAUUGAGAAAUAUUAAGUGCAUUAGGUGACUAACUUCAUAUUUAUGCAGUGCCUCUUAAACAUAAUGAACAAAAAUACUAUAGCUAUAAAAUAGUUUCAAGCACAAUCUCUUCUUAAGGGAUGGUUUUAUAUGCAAAAGCUUAUUGCUAGUGCACUUCUGUAUGAAUCUUAUGUGCAUCAUUUGUGUCUGUUCAAUUGGCAGGUAUCUCCACUGAGUUACAGAUUUUACUAGGGAUUGGCUAUGUCAAUGAAACAAUAUAUUGUAGCGUGUAGGAGAUGCGCUUUCAGGCUCCUUGAACACGAGUUUGUGUUUUAUUUGGAUAGAAUGUGGGAUGUACAAAAUAGCAGCUGUAAAAUGGAUUUGGAAAGUUUCAUGCACAAAUCUCUUUUCAUUCUUUUACAGUCUCUUUACAAAGUACAUUAUCUAUGACUAUAUAGUUCACUCCUUAUGCUGCAGAUGAUGUAAAUGUCCGGUACAUUUCUAAUCUUUUGCACAAAAAUAAUUUGUGAGCCUCAAAGAUUCCUUUAAUUUUGCCAAUAAUAAAAGAAAAGAACCCAGGGUA
This is a messenger RNA of Chrysemys picta bellii (western painted turtle), 1227 nucleotides long. RefSeq names its product A-kinase anchor inhibitor 1 (gene AKAIN1). Lineage: Eukaryota; Metazoa; Chordata; Testudines; Emydidae. The record is from RefSeq and is a predicted model, not a curated record.